Alosa sapidissima (American shad) is the source of this 2630-nucleotide messenger RNA. RefSeq names its product CTD (carboxy-terminal domain, RNA polymerase II, polypeptide A) small phosphatase-like a (gene ctdspla). The transcript has 8 exons. The record is from RefSeq and is a predicted model, not a curated record. NCBI's taxonomy places the organism in Eukaryota, Metazoa, Chordata, Actinopteri, Clupeiformes, Clupeidae. The coding region runs from base 557 to 1387 and encodes 276 amino acids. Gene Ontology annotation, molecular function: RNA polymerase II CTD heptapeptide repeat phosphatase activity.
CCAGCAGCAGUCCAUUUCGCUUAGGGUAGGCGGCUGCUCUAGUUGUCGAGUUCCAGCCUAUGCCGUGCAGCUAUUGAGGUGGGCUACCCUACUUUGGAGUGGAGAAGAAAUAUUGGACGCGUGCAUCUCUGUUGGGAAAACAGGCUACAGCGACAACACGAUAUUCGACAAUACAAAUCGAAAAGAAAUAUUACAUUAUUGAGUACGCCUUGACCUAGCAUUGAUGCAUCGGCCGAGAGGCGGAGGCUAUUCUGCACCCACAAGAGACCGCGUCUGAUGCAGGAUUGAGUCUUUGUUUUUUUUACCUUAGUUAGCGUGUUUUACAUAUAAGACAUUUUAAACUUCGUGGAAAUGACGUUAAGUCCAGUCAGCCUUCGCGCAUGAUAGGCUACAUACGGGUUUCUUUAUUUUUGCAUCAAUGUGAAGUGGAUUUUAAUGCGGACAGAUACCUAUCGCUAUAUGGUUGUGUUUCGUAUUCGGAGUCUUGGCUAGCUCGCUAGCAAGCAAGCAUACGUAUAUUAAAGUGUAUACAGGAGAGGAAUAACAUCCCGUUUCCAUGGACAACACGUCCAUCAUAACCCAGGUUGCAAAUCCAAAGGAGGAGGAAAUAAUUUCUUCAAGUCAAGAGAAAGUUUCCCAGUCCAACAGCAGCCUAAAGAAGCAUCGGAGCCGGAGCAUCUUCAGCCCCUUCUUCUGCUGCUUCCGCAACUAUAAUGUGGAAGCACCCGCCCCCAACAGCAAGCCCUGCGCCCUGCCCCCACCGGCCGAGGAGAACGGCAGCCCCCCCAAGUGUGACCAGGUCCAGGUUAUCCCCAUCCCUAGUUCUCCAGCCAAAUAUCUCCUCCCUGAGGUCAGCAUCAAUGACUAUGGCAAAAAUUGUGUGGUGAUCGAUCUUGACGAGACCUUGGUGCACAGCUCUUUCAAGCCUAUCAGCAAUGCCGAUUUCAUUGUUCCGGUGGAGAUCGACGGAACCGUUCAUCAGGUGUACGUCCUUAAGAGGCCUCACGUGGACGAGUUUCUGCAGAAGAUGGGCGAGCUGUUUGAAUGUGUCCUUUUCACAGCAAGCUUAGCCAAGUAUGCAGACCCCGUGGCGGACCUACUAGACCAGUGGGGGGUGUUCCGGGCGCGGCUCUUCAGGGAAUCCUGCGUGUUCCACCGAGGGAACUACGUCAAAGACCUCAGCCGACUGGGCAGGGAGCUCAGCAAAGUCAUCAUCGUGGACAACUCCCCCGCCUCCUACAUCUUCCACCCAGAGAACGCUGUCCCGGUCCAGUCAUGGUUCGACGACAUGACAGACACUGAGUUAUUGGACCUCAUCCCCGUCUUUGAGGGCCUCAGCCGAGAGGCAGACAUUUACACCGUACUACAGAACCUCCGGGCCAGGUAGCACCAUCUCUGCCCACACCACCCCCUCCUCGGUCCGACCUCUUGACCGCUCUCCUCCGGCUCAGAGCUCUCCCUGCAGACAGGUCCGCUGGGCUGCAGCUCUGGCUAAGACUCGGUGUGUUCAGGCCCGCCUGAAGAGGGCGCCACUCUUACCCACAGAGCACGACAGCAGAGGCGGUGGCAUACUCACAUGGCCACACCCUUAAGGGGCGGAGUCUAAACAUCCUGCCGUCUGUGAUCUUGGGACGCCAGUGAGACUGUUGGCAUGGAGACCUGUACAUACUAUAUGUUUCUAAUUUUGACCUCCAGAUGGGGAAAAAAGAACAAAAAACAGAACAACCUAAUUUUUUUACCAGAGGGAGACAAGAGUUAAGUAUCCUCUUAAGUCCUAUAUAUUUACCAAAAAAAUAAAUAAAAGUAAACAAAAAAUCAUAUAAAUAAACAAAAGCAAAUUGCUAUUUUCAGAGAGGUCUUGGAGACGUCAUCUCGUUUCGUCCUCGCUAUGCAGUCAGUCUCUCUCUCUCUCUCUCUCUCUCUCUCUCUCUCUCUCUCUCUCUCUCUCUCUCUCUCGAUCACCAGUAGUUCCAACAACUGUGAUUAUAUUCUCUUAACCCAACCAAGUGCCUUCUGACUGAUCUUUAUAUGAGGAUGAUAAAAAAUUUUAUGCUGCAUAUUUACAGACAAACUCGAACCUUUAAAAAAACAAAAAUACACGAAAGAAGUGAUGAAAUAUGUCUUUUGUUUGAAAUCCUAUUUAUGAAGAGGACUUACAAAGUGCGUUGCCACAAGCAUCUAAAGAAUAUUUACUGAUCGAUGGCUUACGUUGACUCUAAGAUUUGUUCUCAAAUUUUGACAAAAUAUAUUGUCUUAUGAUCAUUAUUAUAUGGUGUUUGCAUUCAUGGGCUAAUUGCAAUAUGACUUAUUAUGAGAUUAUAUGAUAUACAGUAUAAUGCGAAAAACAGCUGUAUUUGUUAAUCAACAGCAAGCCAAUACAAUUGCAAUUUGAUAUGAUUUCAUCAUGAAGAAAAUGAACACUGCAGACGAUGCAGUUUCUGAAUUAUAUCCUGCAUACUGUAUGUUUAAAUGAAUCUAUUUUGACCAAACUGUAAAACAUAUAUCAAUAUAUCCUAAAAGUGUAAUUGAAAACAAAUUGCAAGUAUGUCAGAACUUAACAGAAUAGUACAUACAGUUCUUGAAUCAUGUUCCAGUGAUAAGUGGCAUUAUUAAAAUAAGUUGGUUCUCUG